CUCCUUCGGCUAAUAGUCGGCCAACCAUUGCAUCCACAGUGAGACCAACCAAUUGGUGCCAAUGACUGGGUCUGUGAGUGUGUCUCAGAGCCACCACAACCGUCGUCUACCACUCCAUCACAGCUGUAGUCCAGCUCUCAAUCAGUGCUAAGUCUCACACAUUUAGAGUGUUAUAUGAAUUGAGCGGUGAUUUGGUUGCAGAGAGAGAGACAGAGAGAGAGAGGGAGAGAGAGAGAGAGAGAGACUGACUCUCCAUCCAUACAUGCAUUCACUGAUCCCAACACUACUGUCGGUGUAAUUGUUGUGCAAAACACUAGUGAUUCAAACAUAUAGUUGUAUCCAUUGAUUAUUGAUAUCCCCGUAUAUUCAUGUCAGUGAGUGUGAGCUAAUCCAUCGGUGAUAACAGUGAUGGUGUUGUCUUCGAUACCUCACUCUUCGUCCCAAAUCGACGCGAGACUCAAACUAUAUCUCAUAGAAAUGCCGCGAAGAGUGGUCUUCGUCGACGUCGACACCAAUCACGUAAUGGACUCUGGAGUGGACAACCCAUUCAGACCUGGCUCUGAGCUAAGCAAAGAGGCCGACAUUAUUGUGAACCUAAUAAAAGAGGGAAAGCCUAUCACUCCGACCAAAGAGACAGUGGACGGCCCUAACGGACUCAACGGCCUUAACAGUGAAAUUAAUGGCAAACGAGACAUCAGUCUACUGGAGAAGUCGCCCGAAAUGAACGGAACGCCUAAGAGUAGGGCGCCGGCCGUUGUGGAGGUGAAGCAGAUGGUCGUCCCCUCGAAUGACUCGAAACAAGUGGCAGAAGAGGUGACACUUAAAAAGCGGCGCAAAUGUUGUACUAUUCAGUGAUUGUGAAGACAUGAAUCAGUUUAGAGACUCUCGACUCACAACUCAACCGCACAUCCAUUUGGAUAGCAUUUGUAUUAUUGUUGAUAUUUUUCGAUUCAAUGGCUUUUAAUAGGACUGCCGGUGAUUAUAAUAUAAGUUACAUUAAGAUACCAUACCUGCGCUAAAACCAUAGGCAUAACUGAUUUAAUAGAGAUUUAAUGCGAAAUAAAUAUAUAUUGAAAUGCCUUUCAAUCGCUUGGAUUGAACACAGAAAACGACAAAAUACUAGUCAAUUGCCAUUAAAAACGCUUUUAUAUAGAAUUCACUGAAUUGUGAACAAAAAAUCAUAUAUUGAAGUGAUUUUGAAGCGAAACAUCACUCACUCUCUCAACCGCUAAUAAAUCGCUGCAAAUAAUCAUCACUUCAUCGGUCAGUUGUUGUUUGCCUUCAAAUGAUAUCAUAAAUAGUUUGAAAUGUUUUUCAUAUAAUUUAUAUAUAAUAUAAACGUAUUGUUCAAAUGGAUUCAUCACAACCUCCCAAACCAUUGCGAUCACUGAAGAUAUGAAAAAGAGUUUAUAAAAUAUAACAAUUAUAUAAAUAUUUAUUGUAUAAAAAUGUUUUUGAUUGACGACUACUCGUGUGAAAUGAAAAUAUAACAUACAUUACAAGCGAUAAUACACUGAACAGAGCUCUCACAUGAGUUUUUAUGUAAAUUUCUCUUAAAUUUGUUUUAUUUUUCACAUUAAACCCAAAACCCAUUUCCCAUUCACUCAAUACUUUCCUCUCUAUUUUCCAUCAAAUUCUUUGCAAAAACACACAAAAUAAGUGACAAAUUAUUUUCAUUUACUUUUCUAAGUGCUUAGCAAAUGUUAAGUCAAUUAUGAAGCCCUUUACAGUACCUGCUAUAUUGGUCGCAACCUUUUAAUACUGUAUUAAUACUAAUAAUGCAAUAGUUUUUGAGUUAAAUAUAGUCUAAAAUGAAAUACUUUAGAGACAAUUGUGUUGAUAUAUUGACGUCAUAUAGCCUUCAAAUACCUGUAAGAAAUCGCAAC
This is a messenger RNA of Oppiella nova, 1886 nucleotides long. Lineage: Eukaryota; Metazoa; Arthropoda; Arachnida; Sarcoptiformes; Oppiidae. The record is from the annotation of a GenBank genome assembly.